GCUCGCCUCUCCGCGCCCGCUGCCCGCCGAGAUCGCGCUCCUCCUCGACGCCUUCGCCUUGCCGCAGACACCGCUCCGGCGACCGCUGCAUUCCUCCUUCCCGUCCACAUCCAUCCCUGCCCUCCGCACCCGCCUCGCCAGAGCCGCUGCGCCCACGCCUCGAGGGUCUCUCGUCUCUCUCCCCGUCUCGCGCGCCUCUCUCCCUCUCCCCCGUCUGGCCCCUCUCACCAUGCUCUCCGUCCGCGCCCUGCGCACCACGGCGCUGCGCGCUGCGCCGCUCCGUGCGGCCGCCGCGCCCGCCCGCGGCUACGCCACCACCGUCGCCGAGGAGGCCGCCGAGAUCGACCCCAAGCUCUUCGACCGCAAGGUCGACAUGAGCGUCAUCGAGAAGGGCAAGGGCUUCUACGUCAACUACAAGCGCAUCGAGGACAACCUUAAGAUUGUGCGCGAGCGCCUCAACCGCCCGCUCACGCUCUCCGAGAAGAUCGUGUACGGCCACCUGGACGACGCGCGCAACCAGGACAUCGAGCGCGGUGUCUCGUACCUCAAGCUGCGCCCGGACCGUGUCGCGUGCCAGGACGCUACCGCCCAGAUGGCCCUGCUGCAGUUCAUGUCUGCCGGCCUCCCGACGGUCGCCGUGCCCACGACGGUGCACUGCGACCACCUGAUCGAGGCGCAGGUCGGCGGCGCCAAGGACCUGCAGCGCGCCAAGGACAUUAACAAGGAGGUCUACGACUUCCUCGCCACGUGCACGGCCAAGUACGGCAUCGGCUUCUGGCGCCCGGGCUCGGGCAUUAUCCACCAGAUUCUGCUCGAGAACUACGCCUUCCCCGGCGGUCUCAUGAUCGGCACGGACUCGCACACGCCCAAUGCCGGUGGUCUCGGCAUGAUCGCCUGCGGUGUCGGCGGUGCUGACGCCGUCGAUGUCAUGGCCAACAUCCCGUGGGAGCUGAAGUGCCCCAAGGUGGUCGGUGUCGAGCUCAAGGGCAAGCUGAGCGGCUGGAGCUCGCCGAAGGACAUUAUCCUGAAGGUCGCUGGUGAGCUGACCGUCAAGGGCGGAACUGGCGCCAUCAUCGAGUACAAGGGUGCCGGUGUCGAGACGCUGAGCGCCACGGGCAUGGGCACCAUCUGCAACAUGGGCGCCGAGAUCGGCGCCACGACGUCCGUCUUCCCGUACAACGAGCGCAUGGGCGACUACCUGCGCGCCACGCGCCGCCCGGAGCUCGCCGAGCUCGCCAAGGGCUUCCAGCGCAACCUGCUGCCCGACCGCGACGCCUCGUACGACAAGCACAUUGAGAUCAACCUCUCCGAGCUUGAGCCGCACAUCAACGGCCCCUUCACGCCCGACCUGGCCACGCCCAUCUCCAAGUUCGCCGCUGCCGUCAAGGAGAACGGCUGGCCGGAGGAGCUCAAGGUGUCGCUGAUCGGCUCGUGCACCAACUCGUCGUACGAGGACAUGAGCCGCUCGGCCUCGAUUGCUGCCGAGGCCGCCGAGCACGGCCUCAAGGUCAAGGCGCAGUUCACGAUCACGCCCGGCUCCGAGCAGAUCCGCGCCACGAUUGAGCGCGACGGCCAGAUGGAGAUCCUCGAGAAGGCCGGCGGCAUGGUGCUUGCCAACGCCUGUGGCCCGUGCAUCGGCCAGUGGGACCGCACGGACGUGAAGAAGGGCGAGAAGAACUCGAUCAUCACGUCGUACAACCGCAACUUCACCGGCCGCAACGACGCCAACCCGGCCACGCACGCCUUCGUCGCGUCGCCCGAGCUCGUGACGGCCAUGGCGUUCGCCGGCUCGCUGACGUUCAACCCGCUCACCGACUCGAUCAAGGGCGCCGACGGCAAGGAGUUCAAGUUCAGCGACCCCUCGGGCAAGGAGCUGCCGCCGAGCGGCUACGACGCCGGCGAGAACACGUUCCAGGCGCCGCCGGAGGACCGCUCCUCGGUGCAGGUCGCCAUCGACCCCUCGUCCGACCGCCUGCAGUUCCUCGAGCCCUUCAAGGCCUGGGACGGCAAGGACCCCAAGGACAUGCCCGUGCUCAUCAAGGCCAAGGGCAAGUGCACCACCGACCACAUCUCGGCCGGCGGCCCGUGGCUCAAGUACCGCGGCCACCUGCAGAACAUUUCUAACAACUGCCUGAUCGGUGCCAUCUCUGACGUCAACGGCGAGGCCAACAACGUGCAGAACAAGCUCACGGGCGAGUGGGGCGCCGUGCCGGCCACGGGUGCCUACUACCGCGACAACGGCAAGCCGUGGGUCGUCAUCGGCGACCACAACUACGGCGAGGGCUCGUCGCGCGAGCACGCCGCGCUGGAGCCGCGCUACCUGGGCGGUGCCGCCGUCAUCGUGCGGUCGUUUGCGCGCAUCCACGAGACGAACCUGAAGAAGCAGGGCAUGCUGCCGCUCACGUUCGUCAACGAGGCCGACUACGACAAGGUCAAGGGCGACGACUCGGUCGACCUGAUCGGCAUCAAGGAGCUGGCGCCCGGCUCCAAGGUGACGAUGAAGGUGCACCACGCCGACGGCUCGUCGGACGACAUCACGCUCGAGCACUCGUUCAACGAGGGCCAGAUCGAGUGGUUCAAGGCCGGCAGCGCGCUCAACCUCAUGGCCGCCAAGGCGCAGGGCAAGGCAUAAAGCGCUCCCUCCUCCUGCCUCAUUCGAUCUCUCUCCGCCGCGCUCGUGUCUCUGGGCUCCCUCACGCGUUUACUCUACCCUCCCGCC
This is a messenger RNA of Tilletiopsis washingtonensis, 2719 nucleotides long. Its product is annotated as putative aconitase. Gene Ontology annotation, molecular function: 4 iron, 4 sulfur cluster binding; aconitate hydratase activity. Gene Ontology annotation, biological process: tricarboxylic acid cycle. Lineage: Eukaryota; Fungi; Basidiomycota; Exobasidiomycetes; Entylomatales. Bases 230 to 2632 code for a protein of 800 amino acids. The record is from RefSeq and is a predicted model, not a curated record. Gene Ontology annotation, cellular component: mitochondrion; cytosol. The transcript is spliced from 7 exons.